Molecule: messenger RNA, 8867 nt
Organism: Apis dorsata (giant honeybee)
Lineage: Eukaryota; Metazoa; Arthropoda; Insecta; Hymenoptera; Apidae
Gene: bark
Product: protein bark beetle
Exons: 26
Coding region: 60-8867 (2935 amino acids)
Cellular component (GO): membrane
Source: RefSeq, a predicted model, not a curated record
UUCAAGUGAUUUUUUAAAAUUUAUCUAAUAAUAAUUAUUAUAUUAAAAAAGAAAAUCUAAUGAAAGUGUCGACAAAAAUGCGUAUUUUGUGUUUCUUACUAACUUUUUUGACUGUUUAUGGACAGUCAGAAGAAGGAUUUGAUCAAACGUCAAUUUAUUACACUGAACCGAUUUUCAUCAAUAUCAGUUCCAAUAACGAUGUUACGGAAUUACACGGUGGCCACAUUGUUCAGGGUCAACGAUUAUUGGAAAGAUCAAAGAGUCCUUAUCUGGUGCGAGAAGAUUUGUUCGUGGAACGUGAGGGCGAACUCGUGAUAGAAUCAGGGGUAGAAAUCCGAUUUGGUCCUAUGAUCGGAAUCACGGUUCGUGGUAUCAUAACUGCAAAGGGAGAACCACAAGCACCAAUUGUAUUAACUGCAGCAGAAACGAAUAAAGUUCAUCCCGUCGAAUCACCACUUUUGGUACGAUUAGUCGAUGGAUCAACUCCAUUUGAAGGUAGACUGGAACUUUUUCAUCGUGGUGAUUGGAGAGCUAUAUGUACGAAUUCUCGGAAUUGGACCAGAGCUGAUUUAGAAACGGCAUGCAGACAGCUAGGUUUUCAAGGUGGAAGAUGGUGGUCGUGGUUGGACCGACAAUGGCCUGCAAAGCCACGAUUACUUUAUGAACAACCAGAUUGCCGAGGCACGGAGAUGUCUUUAAUGAAUUGCGAGAAAUGGCCCGAAAGACAACUUGGUGGCGGUGUUUGUGAUUAUCAUCCUGAUUUGGGAAUAUCUUGUCUACCUCGUCAUGAUGGAGCUACGAAGACGAUAAAACAUUGGCGAGGUAUUCGUUUUGAGGAAGCAUUAUAUACUCGACCGUUGAUCCAAGAGAAUACGCUUUAUAUACGAAAAUCAAAGUCAAUUUUACGAAACGUUGUAAUACAAUAUGCAGGAACAGGCCGAGAAUACAAUAUUAAUUCCGCAGUCGAUAUCGAAGGUGUUCCACCGCAAAUGGAAUCGAUUUCAGUUCUUCACAAUGCCUUUACAGGUAUUAAUGUUAUUAAACCCGAUGCUCCUGUCAUAAUUAACAACUGUACUGUUCAAAACAAUAGAGGAUAUGGAAUUUAUAUAAAUAGUUCAUCUGGAAUGACAUGUAUUAAUGAUUGUAAUAUAUUGGACAAUGGUGCUGAUGGAAUUAAAUACGUUAAUUUUGAUGAACGACCUGAUGAAAAAUUAGAUCGUACAGAGGUGUUCGAUUUAUGCACAUUCCCAACUACAGCUAGUCAAACCUUUCCUGUUAUAAUAUCUAUGGAACAAAGCAAAUAUGCGCCUAAUAUAAAACAUUGUCCACAACAUAUCUUCACGAGACCAGGACAUGUGUUGACUAUGUAUUUUUUGCAAAUGAAAACUGAUAGAAAUAAUAGCGCUAUGAUAGAAAUUUAUGAUGGCAUAAGUGAAACAGAAAAGUUGUUAGCCAGAAUAAAAGUGAAAAAUGGUACACUGCCUCAAAGUGUUACAACAACUAAACAGAAUUUAUAUAUAAAAUUUAUCGCUGAACCACGCACAAACACGAUUGUUUUCGUUCGUUUAUCUUCAGGCUACAAAAAAAUCUGCGAUCUUAAUGUGACUGGAAGUAUUAUAGCUGGUAAUAAUGGAAGAGGAAUCGCAAUAGAAAAAUUACGAUCAGCCCUACAUAUCCAUGAAACCUCUGUAUCUGGCAAUAAACACUUAGCUGGUGUGCAUGUAUUAGGUGGUGCCGCGGAUGUGAAUAUUACAAAUAGUCGUAUAUCUUUUAAUAUGGGAGAUGGUGUGAACAUUACACUCACAGGAGGAAAUCGCAAUAUAUCCCGGACAAGUAUUUCCUCCAAUCAAGGUUAUGGUUUUGCAGUAUGGUUAAAUGAUAGUUUAACAACAGAAUAUCUCUAUUUUAAUCAAACUACUAUAAUAGAAUAUUCACAGAUAUUUCGAAACAAAGAUAUUGGCAUUUUAGUUGGAAAUGCAACUGGUAGUUCGUAUGUGAAUGUGACGGGUAAUUGGUUCAAUAGUAGCGCUGAGACUGCAGUGCAAGUGGAAUCUAGUUGGAGACACAAUGAAGGAUUAUUGAGACUUCAAAUUGGUCACAAUUCUUUCGUACAAAAUGCAAAAUUUGGAAUCAAACUGUUUCCUGUUCUCAAUUUAAAAGCAACAAUAGAAUAUAAUCAUUUUAGAGAACAAUCUAAUGGUUGUAUAUUAAUCAAAAAUCCACUUUAUGAAGAAUUUAAUAUUCUGCCUACAGAUAUCAUUAUUAGAUAUAAUGAAUUUUAUAAUAAUCGUGGUGCUUUUGUAGUCAACAUUGGACUUUCACCCUAUAGUGAUGUACAAAAAUUAUUAUUCACUAGAAAUUUUUUACGAGAUAAUCGUGUUCGAGAACUAUUUGAUAAUGGCAAUACUAUAAGAUCCAGAUUAAUUCCGCGUUCCAGGGUUGCAGCUGCAGUUGUUGUUUCAUCAAGCAAUGUCGAAAUUUUUCGUAAUAUUUUACAUAAUCCUGAAUCACGAUAUGAAAUUGGCUCGCAUUUAGAAGAUCAAAGUAAAAUUAUUAAUUGUACUUAUAAUUGGCUUGGAUUUGCUGAAGAGAAUAAAAUAUUUGAGAGAUUAUUUCAUAGAAAAGACAGAUACAAUCUUGCUAAAAUUGAAUAUUUGCCGUACUUAUUACAUAGUAGUAAUCCAGGGGCCAAUACAAUUAUUUCAAAUCCAACAUUUGUACCACGAUUCUUGACGCCUGGUACAAAUUUAGUUGGUGGUGAAGUUGAUGGUCUUGAGUUAUUAAGUUCUGGUGAAUACAUUGUCGAACGAGAUAUCAAUGUACGACCAGGUGGAAAAUUGAUUCUUCAGCCUGGUGUCACUUUACGUUUUCCACCAGCUGUAGGCAUGAUGGUUGCUGGAUCAUUAGAUGCCCAUGGAAAACGACCAAGUGAUAUUUUAUUUACACUGAAAGAAGAAAUAAUUACGGAUUCAGCUAACGAAACUUUUAUGAACGAAGGAUUCAAUGAAAUAAAUGAAAUGGAAUUUGCAUCUGUGAGACUUCUUGGAGGAAAAACAAAUCUCGAAGGAAGAUUACAAGUAAAAAUAGGCGAAAAAUGGGGAACAGUUUGUAAUUAUGGUUGGACAAUUCGAGAUGCAGCUCUUAUCUGUCAUCAAUUAGGUUUCACUUUAGAUCCUGACAAUUGGUUUAUGGAACGUUCUCAAAUUCCAAAUGCUGGUAUCAAUGAAGACAUUAUUUUAAGUAAUGUUAGAUGUAGUGAGAAUGAUAAUGAUAUAUCAAAAUGUAAAGCGGAAACGGAGCAGAAUUUUGAAAAUUCUUGUACUCAUGAGAAUGAUGUAGGUGUCAGAUGUUCAGAAGCAGCAUGGGCCGGUAUACGACUAGGACCAUUAGCUUUGAGAAGUGAUCUCCAAUUUGUAACAAUAGAAAAAGCAGGCUUACUCGACUAUACUACUAAUUCUUUCAAACCAGCUCUUCAAAUCGAUUUUUCAAGACAUUCAUUAGAUAAUGUUCGAAUAAUUAACAAUCUACAAGAUGGUUUAGGAAUUUUAUAUUCAGAUAUAUAUUCAGCAGAUGCUGUAAAUACUGUCAGAAAUAGCGAUUUUUCACGAAAUGGAGGCAGUGGAAUUAGUUUCAAACAAUUAGGAAUGGAAAUUAUUAAUUCUCGAAUUGAAAACAAUAAAGUUGCAGGAAUAAGACAUAAUCCUGCUCUUUCUGCAGUUCAACAAAGAGAAUUCGCAGGAUGGUUUUUGCGGGUACCAGAUUUAAUUGAUUUAUCAUAUAAUCCAAUAGUUAUACCUCAUGUACAAAAUAUUGAAUUGGCUAAUGAAGAAACUAAAUAUAUAAUAACAACUAAAAUUACUGGUGAUCCUAUUCAAAAUCGUAUUGUUAUUAGAUGUACACCAGGAUACAUUAUUGGUAUUCAACUUUUAAAUCCUAUUGAAAAUCGUAGUACAGAACAAAUUAUUUUAUAUGAUUCACAAUAUGUUGAUCUUAGUCGUGAAACUUGGAAUUUAAAACGCGAUUUGGCAAUAUUUCCUGUAACAUCAACUUCUUUCGCUGUAAUUCUAGAAUAUGAUAGUGGCAUAAAUGCACUUGGAGGAGCUGUUUUUGUUAUUACGUCUCUUCAAGCUCCGAUACAGGAUAUACGAAGCAAAAUUGUAAAAGGUCCUAUUCCAACAUUGCUAGUAACUAAAUCUAAAAUAAAGAAUAACAAGAAAGGUAUAAUUGCAUCAUUUUACAAUCGAUAUUUAGAUGAAAUUGGCGAUCAUUUUCUUCGAAAAACAAAUGAAACUAUUCAAUUGGUUGCUUGUGAGAUUUCUCAUAAUCAAGAGGAAGCUAUUUAUAUAUAUUCACCCCAUUGGAAUAUUUUUCAAAAUAACAUAUCUGAAAUUGCAAUUCAUAUCAAUAAUAGUUUAAUUACGGACAAUGGUAAAGGAAUAUAUCAGUUCAGUCGUGAUGCAAGAUAUUCGAAUAAUCUCUUCCAUUGGAUAAUGCAAGAUAGCACAAUUGAAAGAAACAAAAGAGGAGGAUUUGAAAUACUUUUACCUGAUGUGUGGCAAUACAAUGAAAAUUUCACGCACACAUUAUACUUUGAUAAUAAUACUUGGCGAAACAAUGAGCAAUUUGGCUUUAUAGUUGAUGGACACUAUGCUACUUUAAAUAUUUCUUAUAAUCGAUUUGAAGGAAAUCGAUGCAAAACUGGUUUAAUCUCUAUUCAAGGAAUGGAGAAAAAAAUGAAGAUUAAUUACAAUUAUAUUGAAAAUAAUACUGGAAUAUAUAUGGUGGAAUUCAAGGCAAGUAGUCAAUCAGAAAUUUUAGGAAAUGUCGAUGCACGUUUUUAUGAGAAUGAAAUUAAACGAAAUAGUUACGAUUUAAUUGGUAUGGGCGCACGUCGAACAGACAAUAGUCCUAGUUAUGUUGUUGGUUUUCAUGGUAUACAAAAAGUACAAAUAAAUAGAAAUUUAUUUGGUGAAAAUUCUUUAGAUUAUGAAUUAUUGGCUGGUAUUAGAACAGCUAAAAUUAAUAACGAAGUCGAUGUGACGGAGAACUGGUGGGGAACUGCUAAUGAUACUAAAAUAAGACAAAGUAUUUUCGAUUUUGAUGAUUGGAAUGAUCAUGCAGUUGCUAAUUAUCGACCUUUCUUAAUCAGUGAUACUUUUGAUUCCUCAGUAUCUGCAUCCUGGCAGAUUAUAAAAGAAGUAGACUUAGAUAAUUUAGGUGGACGUAUAAUAGAAAAUCUAUCUAUUCAUGCUAGAGAUAAGCCUUACAUCGUAAAAUCAGAUAUUACAAUCAUGCCAGAAGCUACAUUACAUAUUUAUCCAGAUGUUGUUAUGGAAUUCGCUCCUAACGUUGGAAUUCUUGUUCUUGGUACAUUAAAAGCUGUAGGAGCACCUGAUCAUGAGAUCAUAAUGAAACCAAUGGACCGUGAAAAUGUUAACAAUUCGAAAAUGAACGAAAAAUUAAGAAGAAAUGGAAAAAUCAUUUCUAUGUCGGAAGAAACUAUUCGUCUUUGUAAAAAUGGACGAUGUUCUUCUUUAUAUAAUGAAGGAUUCUUGGAAUUUUUUAAUAAAACAACGUUACAGUGGAUACCUUUAUGUGACACUAGAUUUACUGAAAGAAAUGCACAAGUAGUUUGUCGACAAUUAGGCUACGAUGUACUUAAUGUUUAUGUGUCCUAUGAUCAUAGAUAUGAGCUUCAUCCUGGUUCUUUAAUACGCGUUUGGUCAUGGCCAGAACCAUUGCAGUGUACUGGAAAAGAAGAGAAAUUAGAAGACUGUCAAAUUAGAUUAAAUAGUGAGUUAUAUGGACACCGACAUGAAUGUCCAUGGGAUAGUCAAUUCAUUUUCAUAAGUUGUGGAAAACGGAAUCUAGAUAAUAUAUACGAUUAUUGGGGUGGAAUACGAAUUGCCAAUAGUGAAUUUGAACAUCAUUUAUAUGAACAUCGUAUUCACGAUGUUGUAACUCACGAAACUGUAAGACGUAUUGAAUCGACCUUAAAAUAUAUUAAUAUUAUCGGUGCUGGAAUUUUGCAUUUUGAAAAAUCAGCUGCUUUACAAACAAUCAUGAAAUCUCCGAUAAUAAUGCACGUUAAUAUUACUCAUAGCGCUUAUCAUGGAAUUAACGUAAUAUCACCGACUCACACGAUCGAAUUAUUAUUCAAUACUAUUAAUAAUGUGCUUGGAAAUGGCGUGAAUAUACUCUCAAUAACGGGAGAAGGUCGCGAAGCAGAUGAAAGUUCGUUUACGCCAAUUAAAGAUCUUAGUAUUCCUUAUCAUUUAUUUAGUAUGAUUGAUAUUUGUGAUACUACUAAAGAAAUUAUUCUGGAAGAACGAGUUAUAGUUUAUUAUAAAUAUGAUAAUCAUCCUGUGAAUUGUGUUAAAAUUUUUCGCAGUGCUUAUAGAGCAAAACCCUUUGGAUUUAGGCUUUUGCAAUUUAAUCUAUUUAACUCUACUGCAAAACCUGGCCGAACAGAUACAAUUACUUUAUAUGAUGGAGAUAUUUACAAUAUUAGUGCUAAAAUUAUAGGUCGCUUGGAAGCUAAUAGUAUUAAUGAGAAAAAAUUAUUUAGAACUCAGGGACCAAGUCUUAGUAUAAGAUUAUUUGCUAAUGGUGCAAGUCAUGUAUAUGGAUUUAUAGCAGAAGUAGUUACUUUACCAAUCUCUGCUAUUGGAUUCAAUCGUGAUGUGCAACAUAAUAUUUCUUAUUCUGUGAUAUCUAAUUGUCGUGAAGGAGCAAUUAAAUAUGCUAGCGCUGGUGAAGUAAAUGCUAUGAUGACUCUUGAAUAUAAUCAAUUCACGAAUAAUUGUGAGAAAUUAUAUGGUAAUUUUUCAACUUGCAAAUCAGCUGUAUGGUUAGAUGUUCAAAAUACACAAUCUUUAUUCUUCAGAAACAAUGCUGUUCGACAAAAUCAAGGUGGUCUUUCAAUUCGAGCUGACUCUAGAGGCUCGGCGACUUCUUUGGAAGGAUGGAUCCACAAUAAUGUUUUUGCAGAAAAUUUUAAUAAACCUGCUUUAUAUGUGGAAGGUCGUCAAAGCAGUCCUUAUCAAGAAGUUACUAUAUUUAGGAAUUAUUUUACAAAGAAUAAUGCUCCUUAUGAUAAUAAUAUUAUUUUAAAACAAAUAGUUAGCAAUAUGACUCUUAAUUAUUUGCAUGCCAAUCUUGGUGCACAUCUUUUGGAAAUUUCCGGAUUUGAUGGAGUUCGCUUACCUAUUUAUCAAAGUACAUCUCACAAUGGUUUUUAUAAAAAUUAUGCAGUGGACUCUAAUGGUCGCAGUACAAUAGUUGCUGGAACUCCUGGCCAGCAAUAUGUGGAUAAUGUUUUCUUCAAUCCAGAUAAUGAUUAUGAAAUGCUUACAACAAAUAGAUCACAGCAACUAGAAAUGUGGAGAUCUCAUAUAGAUGCACGACAUAAUUGGUGGGGAUAUAAUGAAACACUAGCUGUAGCUGGUAGAAUUAAAGAUAGAGGAGAUUCUCCAGAGUUAUUACAAGUUGAUUAUCAACCUUUUCACAUGAACAAUGAAUCCGUUUUAAAUGGUAAAUGUCCACCAGCAUGGGAUUUGGUAGGCGAUACGUGCUAUAUAUAUAUUGGUGCCCCCAUGGAUUUCUUUAGUGCUCGAGAAUUUUGUAGAUCUGUGAACGCAUCUAUGCCAUUCAUUAUGGGUAAUUAUUUGGAACUUUGGCAAUUUUUGCGAAAACAACAGAUUCAAUAUGAUUAUUCUGAUCGUGCUUGGGUACAACAGUUAGAUCGGGUAGAUCAAUGCACAACUUUCACUUAUCAAAGUAUUGAGAUUGAUUACUGUAAUCAGUUAAGUCCUUUCAUUUGUGAAAUUGAUCCUAGAGUAAAUAUCGAUCCAUUAUCCUGGAGAAAAGAUAUAAUUGUAGUGGCUGUGUUAGGAUCAGCCGGCAUAGCUUUAGUAUUAUUAACAGCAGCUAUUGCACUUUGGAUAUCUAAAUCAAAAAGAAGAAAUCUCGAAAGAUUAGAAAGACGAAAUUCAAUCAGACAAUCUUUACAUUCUUUACGAUCAGUUGGCUCUACAUCUGGAUUUACUGAACUUGCAUACCGACGCAAACCUAUUGCAACAAAACACUCUACAGACACUUUAAAUUCAAAGUCAUUAGAUUAUAGAAGAAUGUUAAAUGGCGGAAGCAUAGAUUCAAUGGAUAAAUCUCAAUUAAAUUCUUCUAUGGAAGACAAUCAAAGUUAUGAUGUAUACGAAGCACACAAUUUAAGAUAUUCUCCAAGUACAAGUGACUUCAAAAGUAAUACUCAAAAAUAUGGCGCCUCACAAAGCGCAGAAAAUCCAGUAUUCGAUUUAACUUAUCGUAAUGAAGGUUUUAGAAAUCAUUCCACAUUUACUUCAAGGAGCACCAAUGUGUGGCCUAUAGAAUCUGUUACAGAAACUACUGCUGAUGAAACUGCAGUUAUUGAUGCUAUUAACGAAAAUUCUUAUCUUAAUACUUCUACUCUUCCAUUGAAUUCUAGCCUUGCCUUGACUGAUUCAAUUAGUGAACUGAAACGUGACAUUGAAACAUCAGUAUCUUAUAGUCCAAUGGAUUAUGAUUCAAAACGCAGUUAUGAUAAUGCAACAUUAACUCCAAGUCAAACAUCAGAGCCUGUUCCAGAAUAUGCUUCAAACUUUAAUCCUCCAAUACCACCUCAUCCUUAUCAUUAUCAUGAAGAUAGACCUAGGAGUGAGGCAUUAUUAGAAACUAAUUUGGAUACUGGAGAAGAAAAACCUUUACGUUCAAAAAGUGAAGUUUUGUUAGAAACUAAUUUGGAUGUAUUCUUGGUAAAUGAGCCAACAGAAUUGACACAACUUUCAAUUGGAGCGCGAAGCAAAAGUCAGCCUUUGGAGACAGCAAUGUAA